This is a messenger RNA of Lemur catta (Ring-tailed lemur), 502 nucleotides long. RefSeq names its product THAP domain containing 12 (gene THAP12). The record is from RefSeq and is a predicted model, not a curated record. NCBI's taxonomy places the organism in Eukaryota, Metazoa, Chordata, Mammalia, Primates, Lemuridae. Bases 63 to 425 code for a protein of 120 amino acids. The transcript has 5 exons.
CGGGCGGACUGCCCUGAGGAGGCGGGGAGGGGCGGGCUGGGCCGGCCGGCGGGCAGGCAACGAUGCCGAACUUCUGCGCUGCCCCCAACUGCACGCGGAAGAGCACGCAGUCGGACCUGGCCUUUUUCAGGUUCCCGCGGGAUCCGGCCAGAUGCCAGAAGUGGGUGGAGAAUUGUAGGCGAGCAGACUUAGAAGAUAAAACACCUGAUCAACUAAAUAAACAUUAUCGAUUAUGUGCCAAACACUUUGAGACCUCUAUGAUCUGUAGAACUAGUCCUUAUAGGACAGUUCUUCGAGAUAAUGCAAUACCAACAAUAUUUGAUCUUACCAGUCAUUUGAACAAUCCACACAGUAGACACAGAAAACGAAUAAAAGAAUUGAGUGAAGAUGAAAUCAGGACACUGAAACAGAAAAAAAGUAAGUGAUAGUGUUAAUGACUCAACUUCUGAAUGCCUUUUAAAAACGCCUUGACCUGUUGAUGAAACUUCUGAACAAGAACAAA